Molecule: messenger RNA, 330 nt
Organism: Prunus armeniaca (apricot)
Lineage: Eukaryota; Viridiplantae; Streptophyta; Magnoliopsida; Rosales; Rosaceae
Source: the annotation of a GenBank genome assembly
AUGUAUUGCUUCCAAGUGCUGACGGUGGACUAUUCUUGUGGUAAAUCGUCUCGCAAGAAGAAACACCGUAAUGUGCCAAAUGUUUCAGAUACCGGUGCAUAUUAUUAUAAUUAUGGUGGAUAUGGAAGAGGCAGAGGAGGUAGUGGAGGACAUGGUCAUCACGGCAAUGGGGGCGGAGGACAUGCUCCGCCACUGGUCAUCACGGAGAUGAGGGUAGAGGACAUGGAUAUGGCGGUGGCAGAGGUUGUGGUGGGGGUGAUGGUGGUGGUGGAUGUUGUGGUGGAGGUUGUGGUGGUGGAGGUGGAGAUACUUAGGAAAGAGAUCUUAUAG